ACGCUCUUCCCUCUCCGCGGUAAAAUCACCCAAAGACCCGAAACUCAAAACUGAAACGUAAAAUCACCCAAAGACCCGAAACUCAACACUGAAACUUUACACAGAUCUUAGCUCUGCCGUCCAGCAUUUCCAUUUCUUUUCCUUUUCCGCUUUCAAGGUCCAAAAAUUUUCAAUCAAACUUUCCUGGAAAAUCCAAUCUCCAUCUCUCUUUAUCGACUCCAUUUUCGCUUUACUGGAUUUGCAACCCAAUCUCUCCAUAGAUUCUUACCUAUUUUAGGGUUCCUGAAUGCGAUGACUCGCCGUCGGUCAAUUUGAUCAUGUAAUUAGUCAAUCCAUCGAAUGGCGUCUAUUCGUCGAACGCUAUCACCGGCACAUCACGACCGCACAUAUCAAAACGGCGUCGCUUCCGCCAACUCUCCACUUUCAGUUGAUUCGCCCUCUCACAAGUUCUUUACCACCGACGCCACUAAGUGCUCCUCUACAUUAGCCACCUCCUUCUGCAGCUUCAACAUCGUCACUCUCCGCAGGUUCCUUGCCGGCGCUUCCCUUCAGAAACGAAAAGGAUUUCGCAGAUCUUUCUACAGAUGCUUGAUAUUCUUCGCUGUAGGCUUCUUUUUAGGUAUCUUUCUGUUUGGUUAUGUGGAAAAUGAUGUCCAGAAUCAUGAUUUCUCUUACGAGAUCAAGCCGCCGCAUGUCAAUGCUCAAUUAGAUAAUCGCAGUAUUAAGCACGAUGUUUUUGCGAUAAAUACUGUGAAUUUGGGGGUUGAUACGCAAAUGAGCUAUGUUUCCAGAUUUGAUUUUGUUCCGAGGAAGCUAUUAAUCGUGAUUACGCCAACGUAUAAUCGUGCUUUACAGGCCUAUUUUCUGCAUAGAUUAGGGCAGGUGCUCAGGCUGUUGCAGCCUCCUUUGUUGUGGAUUGUGGUGGAAACGAAGUCGGCGUCUAUGGAGACGGCAGACAUUCUGAGGAAAACGGGGGUAAUGUAUAGGCAUGUGGUGUGCGAGAGGAAUUCCACGACUGAGAAAGACAGAGGUGUACAUCAGAGAAAUGCGGCUUUGGAGCAUAUAGAGAGGCAUAGGCUCGAUGGAAUUGUUUAUUUCGCUGAUGAUGAUAAUGUGCAUUCGCUUGAGUUGUUCGAAAGCCUGAGAGAAAUCAGCCGAUUUGGCACUUGGCCUGUUGCAAUGCUUGCACAAAGUAAAAACAAAGCAAUUUUGGAAGGUCCAGUAUGCAAUGGAAGUCAGGUAAUUGGAUGGCACACCAAUGAAAAAAGUAAAAGACUCCGGAGGUUUCAUGUUGAUAUGUCAGGAUUUGCCUUCAACAGCACUAUCUUGUGGGACCCAAAGAGAUGGCAGCGCCACUCUUCGCAUCCAAUUCGACAGCUAGACACAACGAAGGAGGGCUUCCAAGAGACCACAUUCAUAGAGCAAAUGGUAGAAGAUGAAAGUCAAAUGGAUGGUGUUCCUCUGGGCUGUUCAAGGAUAUUGAGUUGGCAUCUUCAUUUGGAUGCUAGUGGUCUUGCGUAUCCCCGAGGUUGGCUGUUUCAGAAGAACCUUGAUGUCAUUCUCCCUGUCAAAUGAGUACAUUGCAAUUUUGAUGCUAAGAGCUCAAGACAGUUGUGGCCUGCUUCAUAUGGGUGCCUGUUCGUUUGCAAGCAUGUUGUUGCUUCAUUUGCUACUAUCAGCGCGAAGCAAGCAUCAAAAAAAAGAUGCCCGUCAGCCUUUGACAAAGAAACAAAGAUUUUUUUUCCCUUUACUUUUUGUUUUUGAAAUUUUCCUAGCACGAUAUUCUUUGUAUGUGAUUGUAAGUUUUUCAUCGGAAUCGAGAAAAGGAAAACUUAUUUAAAAGUUUGUAGGACUUUUCUCCGUGGCAUCUUCGUCUUCUGAUGGUGUUGGUGGUUGAGUGGUUGCACAUACCAUUUGGUCAGUGGUUUUAUCGAGUCUUCACUUAGAUUGUGAAAGGCGAGUGUCAAUGGAAGUGGUAUUUGGCUGUUGGCUCAAAUGAUUGUAAUUAAUUGAUAUACAAUUUGACCUAGCAACGGAAAUCUCAACGACCAGCUUUUUAUUUUUUGGUUUA
This is a messenger RNA of Hevea brasiliensis (rubber tree), 2071 nucleotides long. RefSeq names its product probable beta-1,4-xylosyltransferase IRX9H. The transcript has 4 exons. The record is from RefSeq and is a predicted model, not a curated record. Gene Ontology annotation, biological process: glucuronoxylan biosynthetic process; plant-type secondary cell wall biogenesis. Gene Ontology annotation, cellular component: Golgi membrane. Gene Ontology annotation, molecular function: galactosylgalactosylxylosylprotein 3-beta-glucuronosyltransferase activity; xylosyltransferase activity. Bases 340 to 1575 code for a protein of 411 amino acids. NCBI's taxonomy places the organism in Eukaryota, Viridiplantae, Streptophyta, Magnoliopsida, Malpighiales, Euphorbiaceae.